AAAAAAAAAAAAAGAUAGUUCAUCAUCCAUCUGCAACUUGAAUCUGGUUUGAGUUGCUUUCCUUUUGGCGAUAGAAGAGAAUAUGGCUGAGGCUGUUGUUUCUUUUCUAGUGGAAAGAGUUGGUGACUACAUCAUUCAAGAAGGCAGACCCUUGUUCGGAGUUGGCAAUCAAGUUAGGCGUGCACACAGAGACCUAGUAUUCAUCAAGGGCUUCCUCAAAGAUGCAGACGCAAAGCAACGAGACAGUGAGGCAAUACGCACUUUUGUUGCCCAAAUUAGAGAUGCUGCUUAUGAUUUGGAGGAUGUCAUUGAAGCUUUUGUCUUGAAGGUGGAUUCCAGGAGGAAAGGAGGUAUAAAGAAUUUUUUGAAGAGGUUGGGGUGCAUCUUCGUUGAAGGAGUUCGCCGUUACAAGAUUGGGUCAGAAAUUGGGGUAAUUACUAUCACGAUUUCUGAUUUGAAGCAGGACUUGCAAACUUAUGGUAUCAAGGAGAUGAGGGAUUCCUCUACUUCCCUCCAAUUGUGUGAAGCACAACAACUACUGAGGCGAACUUACACUCAUGUUAUUGAUCGUAAUGUGGUCGGGCUAGAGGAUUCUGUCCAUGAAUUGGUUGGGCAUUUGGUGAAGGAAGAGCAUCGCCACCGAGUUGUUUCUAUCAUUGGGAUGGGCGGAUCUGGGAAAACAACUAUUGCUAAACAAGUUUAUCAUCACAAAGGGGUAACAGACCAUUUUGAUUGUUUGGCUUGGGUUUGUAUAUCUCAACAAUAUCAAGUCAGGGAUGUCUUGGAGAGGAUUUAUGUCAAACUUCUUUGCCCCACAAAAGAGGAGAGGGAUGAAAUUGCAAAAUUGAAGGAUGACGAAAUACCAGGGAGGCUUUCUCGUCUCCAAAAUGAAAAAAAAUGUUUGAUUGUCCUUGAUGACAUUUGGAAAAGAGAGACCUGGGACUUUUUGAAGGCUGCAUUUGAAUGCCAUGAAGACUCAAAGAGCAGAAUACUACUUACGACUCGCAAUGAACAAGUAGCUUCGCAUGCCGAUGAUAACGGUUUUCACUACCGACCUCCACCACUGAAUGAGUCUGAGAGUUGGAAGCUGUUUGAGAAGAUUGCAAUGAGUGGAAGGAAAGCUGGAAUAGAUGCUGAAGUUUACACGAAGAUGGAAGAAUUAGGAAAAGAGAUGGUUCAACAUUGUAGGGGUCUGCCACUAGCUGUCAUUGUACUUGCUGGACUUCUUGCCAGGAAAAACACAAUUAAAGAUUGGGAAACCAUACAAGAAAAUGUUGGUGUGUACAUAAGUAGAGGCUUUGGCCGCCGGGAAGAAGAACAUGCAUAUGCAUCAUGGGUGUUGGCGUUGAGUUAUGAUGACUUGCCAUAUCACUUAAAACCCUGUUUCCUAUAUUUAGGACAUUUUCCCGAGGAUCAUGAGAUCCGGAUGAAGAGUUUGACAAGACUAUGGAUUGCAGAAGGUUUUAUUUCUUUGACAAAACAAAGGCAAAGUUCAGGGGAAACAAUGGAGGAUGUGGCAUACAAUUGGUUGAAUGAGUUGGUAGAAAGGUGUGUGAUUCAAGUAGGAGAGAGAAGUUCAACUUUUGAGAAUAUUAAAACUUGCCGGAUGCAUGAUCUUUUGAGAGAUUUGUGUUUGAGAAAGGCGGAAGAGGAAAAUUUUCUCCAAGUUGUCAAAGGUUCUCAAAAAAAUGAGGCAAUGCAUCCAGUUUCUUCUUCUUCUUCCAUGGGAAAGAGGUGGGCACCUUAG
Molecule: messenger RNA, 1747 nt
Organism: Rosa chinensis
Lineage: Eukaryota; Viridiplantae; Streptophyta; Magnoliopsida; Rosales; Rosaceae
Product: putative disease resistance protein At1g50180
Exons: 3
Coding region: 83-1747 (554 amino acids)
Biological process (GO): defense response to other organism
Molecular function (GO): ADP binding
Source: RefSeq, a predicted model, not a curated record